AUGCCGCCGCUAGCGCCGAGGCGAAGGCGCAGGACGAGUGAGCUGAAGUUCCACCACACGAAGCGGCGUCGAGUAUCUGAGGCACUGGUGGAGCGAGGCAUAGAGAAGGAGUUCGACCGCACACUGCCCUUUUGGCGGUGCUUUAUCGAUCUUCGGCUCGCCACUGGACGCGUUCCGGAGGUGGUGACGCGGCACACGCAGGUACUGUGCCGCAUUCCUUGUAAGAUCUUCAAACGUGUUGAUGUGGUGUGGGCACGCACCAAGGUACAACUGAGACCGGUGCAUGUGCUGACGUGGCAGGAGCGCAAAAACGGGCCGCGGCCUCCACGCGCGAGCUACAGGGUGCCGGCGAAAGCAUCCGCAGAGCCUGCUGUAGCACAUGCUGGACCAGCCAAUGAAACGCCCCCGCCAGUCACCGACAGCGAUAGGUCUCUUCGCGUGUACACGAUUGACACGGUUCACUUUGUCCAUGAAGACGCCUACAAGAGUGGGACGGGUAGCGAUCAUAGCUUUCAUGUGCAAUCAGUGGUGUUACGCGAUGCACCGCACAUUCUGCAAUGUGUCGGCGGCUCUAUGGUGUCUUUUUCCUUGAUCAUCUACACGUCACUGCGCCUCGCGCACGCGUGCGACGCGCGAAAGUGCACAGUCCAGGAACUCGGUCGUCAGCUUGAGACGGCCAUGGCUGCGUGCAGCGAGAGCAGCUCCACCACGACAACCGAGUCAACGAGACAGCGCGCAAACAACACCUCCUCUGCCGAAGUUACAACCGGCACAGUGCAAAGUGCAGACGCUACUCAGCACGUCCACUCGACCACGCAGACUGGCCGGGCAUCUCUUCUCCACGACGGCGAUUUCAAGAGAAGUUCUGAUAUCACUUCCUUUUCGGUACUACGGGCGUGGUGUCCGCCUGCGACGGUGCGUGUUCUCAUUCUCGGCAUGGGCGGCAACAGCAUGGCUCACGCGUUGCGCGUCGUCCUCGGUGGCGAGGCACUCAUCGAGGUCGUCGAGGUGGAGCCGGCCGUUGUCGCGUCGUGCAUGCAAAUGGGCACGCUUCACGAUUCUGACACCAAAACGAAGGUGCACUUACAGGACGCCGACCAGUGCCUUGCAACACUUCCACCCAACGCGUACGACUUCAUCUACAUGGACAUCUUCGAGCCGAUGCAAGCGACUAUGCGAAACCUGCAUCCGUGGGUGCUGGCAACACGCAAACUUCUCAAGCCAGGCGGUCUUUUGGUGAUGAAUGACCAUCAUCUCCCCUCUGCUGCGGGUGUGGCACCGUACGCCAAAGUCUUUGGUGAAGGGAACGUGCAGGCGGUGAACCUGCGUGGGUGGAGCGAGAGCAUCGUCGUGUGCGUCACCCCAGGUGAUGUAGCGACGGACAAGUACUCACUGGACGUUUCCAAGACACAUGCAGACAUCGCAUUCAACAUUUACGAGACGCUCGUACCCGGGUGGCUGCCUCAUUUUUCGUGGUUGGUGAGGGCGAGAACGUAUCGACACGAGGGCGUUCGCUGCCGUCUGUGGACGUCGUGA
Leishmania mexicana MHOM/GT/2001/U1103 is the source of this 1536-nucleotide messenger RNA. RefSeq lists its product as hypothetical. Lineage: Eukaryota; Euglenozoa; Kinetoplastea; Trypanosomatida; Trypanosomatidae. Gene Ontology annotation, biological process: polyamine biosynthetic process. The transcript has a single exon. The record is from RefSeq and is a predicted model, not a curated record. Bases 1 to 1536 code for a protein of 511 amino acids.